Messenger RNA from Dracunculus medinensis (Guinea worm), 315 nucleotides. Lineage: Eukaryota; Metazoa; Nematoda; Chromadorea; Rhabditida; Dracunculidae. The record is from the annotation of a GenBank genome assembly.
UUGAACGAUAAAUUAUCAUUAUUAUUAUUCAAAUUUGAAAAAUGCGACUUUCAGGUGGCUUAUAGUUGCCCUCUUCCACAAGAAAAAUUUUGCGAGAAUUGUAUGCAUGUGCUAAAAACUAUUUAUGGACAUUUUAGUCGUCGAAUUCCAAGUAAACGUGCAUUGCGUCAUCAAAUAACCCGUCAGUUUUAUUUAUUUCAGUAUAGACGACGGUGUUUGACAAUAAUAAAACCAAAUUAUGAAAUAGCAUUUGUUCAUAUGACGAAGGAUCCUUUUGUGGUUCUUUUGGCAGGAGAAACCCUAUCAGUAAACUAA